Molecule: messenger RNA, 1074 nt
Organism: Coccidioides posadasii C735 delta SOWgp
Lineage: Eukaryota; Fungi; Ascomycota; Eurotiomycetes; Onygenales; Onygenaceae
Source: RefSeq, a predicted model, not a curated record
AUGGACGAUUACACCGAAGUGCGCCCUCGGGAGAAUCGCACUGUAGAUGCGCCGGGACCGCUUCCAAGUGAACUCCGCUCAGAUCCAGAAACCUCCACGGACAUACUCGAGGACCCGUUCGAUGAUAGAUGCGCCCUGGCCCAAGGUAGUGAAAGCGGCAAGUCAGUCGAAAUAGCGUUCUUAGAGCCACUCCAGGGAGACCUGUUGCUAGACCUCAGCCCACCAGACGAGAAAGCAGGCAGCCUUAGUAAAGCCAUCAGCCAGUUCCAAAGCGUGGUGAGAAGCCGACCGACACGCGAAGAGCCUGAAGCCGAGCACCAGCAAAGCCCGACUCAAGACGUCGAGCUGAAGAAGAGAGUUCCGAUCUCCACCACCACGACGCCAACCGCAUCUCCCCCUUCGGCGAGAGUCACGCCGCAGGCCUCUGGACCGAUCAAGGCAUCUCCUCCUUCAAGUGCCCAAGCACCGCCUCAGCCACCCAAAGUCAAAUCGCCGGAGCAAAACACGCAAAUGAGCGGUAUAAUGUGCUAUGAAUGCGGAACAAACUUCAGCAAUGUUAUCGCACUGCACCAGCACCAGAUGAUGGACAAGCACAACUACUGCGAGUGGUGUUAUGCCUUCUUCGCUGAUCGAACUCUGCUUCACAAGCACAAGCAGCAGGUGCACAGCUUCAAGUGCGCAGUGUGCGGACUGUCCCAUUUCACCCUGGAGGACCUCAUCGCGCACCAGCAGCUCAAGGCACACUGCUACUGUAAACCCUGCAACAGUUACUUCAAGGACCAGAAGAGUCACAGACAGCACAUGGCCACGAUGCACGACAACUCUCGCCAUACCCCCAGCCCUCCCAAACCCACGGCCACCGUGGCGGCGUCUGGAGGAAGGCACAAAUGCACUGUCCCGUCGUGUGCUUUUACAUCAGCCACAGCAGAGCAGCUCCGGAGCCAUCAGCAGAAGGAAAAUCACAACUUCUGCCGACCCUGCAACAAAGCAUUUUGUGAUGCUAUGGCGCUGAAAAACCACAAGAACGGUGGUGGACGCCAUGACGAGAAUAUCAAGAAGCACGAGAGCGGCUAA